AUACGCAACGUAGAUAAAGGAGAGAGAAGCAGUGUGCUCAUUUCAUCGUGAAAUAUUGAGAUUUAUCCAGAACAUUUCGAUCGGUCUAUGAUCGAUUUCAAGAGUUUUGAUCGCGGCUGCAUGAAGUUUGGUGCACUGAAGAAAAGUCGAAAGUUGUGGAGGAUCAAGGGGGUCGAACCUCCCAAAAUUGAGGUCUGCGAAGGGAAAGCGGCAACGAUAAGCGUGAAAGAGGAAAUAGCAGAGCUGCUUUUCGAAAAUUGUAGCGAUUGUAUAAGAAUGGCAGCUAUUCCGCAGGGUGUAUUUGCAGCGUGCAAAGUCCGCAAUAAUCAUGAACGCAACGUUAUGAUAAGACCGAUGGAGGAGAGGGAAAAGGGGGGCAAAGAAAACAUAUUUAACAUGAGACCCCCACUGGAAGGUUGGGAGCUGACUCCGUUGAAAUACAAUAGCAAACUGAUGAACAGCAUCUGGGGACUUUACAAUCGUUAUUCGGUGCAUAAUUUCAAGAAAAACACCGAUGCCGAUGAAGGGGUAUUUGGAAGGUUCGUGGCGGUUUCGAGGGCGAUUUUUCAUUGCCACGAACCCGCCGCGAACACUGUGACUGCAGCCACUGCAGUCGUGAAAAAUAAUUCGUAAACUAU
Molecule: messenger RNA, 638 nt
Organism: Habropoda laboriosa
Lineage: Eukaryota; Metazoa; Arthropoda; Insecta; Hymenoptera; Apidae
Exons: 3
Coding region: 88-633 (181 amino acids)
Source: RefSeq, a predicted model, not a curated record